AGUCUGUGGUUUCGAUAGUUAAAUAUCUUAUUCAUAGUUUUAAAACAAAUUAUUUUAUAAGAAAUUAUGAGUUAUUUAGCAAUAGUGGUGACGAUUCUGUCGAUUAGCACAAGUAGUUGGGCUCAGAAUCAAUGUGUCUGUCCUACCAGUGAUGAUGACUUGAGUACUUUGAAGUCAGUUUUCAUUCUUAUGAGACAUGGCAUCCGAGCCCCCUGGACUACCUACCCAUUGGAUCCAUUUGCUGCCAACAACUCGCAGCGAUUCCCUAACGGAGGCUCACAAUUGACUGAUGCUGGUAUAGAUCAGGCGUAUAAUAUGGGCCGUUAUUAUCAGCAACGGUACGGCAAGUUUAUCGAUGAGAAUCCCAAAAGUGCUUUCUUGAGGGCAUCGGCAGCUCAACGAUGUAUCGACACCCUGUCCAUUGUGGCCAAAAAGUUGUGGCCCCCGACAGUCGAUAAUAAAAAACAAUGGCAGCCGAUGAUAUUUUCAUUGCCACAGAAGAUCGAUAGCAUUUUAUACGAAGAGCCGGACUGUGAGCACGCGGAGGAAGAGGAGCAAAAAAAUCUGAAGACUCCUGAAGUACAGGCCUAUGAGGCCGACCCUAAGAUACAGGAAUUAUACAAAUUCACGAAAGAAAAGACUGGACUUAAGGCUGACAUGUAUUCAGUGACCAAAGCGUUUGAUUGUAUCCGUUGUGAGAAACUCAAUGGACUUCAAUCGCCCGAUUGGGCCACACCUGUGAUCUACGAUAGGAUGGGUGACGUACUGUCCCAGAGACUCAACUUCUUCUAUAAGUCCACUAAAGCACAGAGACUUAGGGCUGGGCCAAUUCUUGAGGACUUCAAGAAAAAUAUGGAUAAUGUUAUUAACGCUAAGGCGACCGAUAAGCCUAAGAAAGUAUUCAUUUAUACCUCGCAUGACUUCAAAAUCGCAUCGGUAUUGUCAGCUCUGGGUGACCCUCAACCCAAGUACCCUCCCUUCGCGGCGGCCAUCAUACUUGAAUUGCACAAAAUUGGCGACAAAAACAUCGUACGGGCCCUCUAUGUGAACCAGACGGUCAACUGGCCCUACACCGCCAUUAAGCUGCCCCUCACCAAAUGCCAGGUCAAAGCAGGUAACCCUCAAAAGCCCGAUACGCUUGUCAAACAUAUUGCUAAAGACAUUUCAUCAACACUUAAAAAACUAUCUCCCAUUGAAUUACCGAAAUUUGGUGCCAAUAAAACUACAGGUCCAGGUGCUAAGGACUGUACUUUCGAGAACUUUGUCAACUCGAUCGCCGACUUAACACCAGUGGACUGGCGAUCAGAGUGUGGACUGGACUGUAAGUAUGACCCCUUCAAGUCGGCUGAAGACAAUUUGGGACAAACAUAGUGUGACUGUCAGAGAGCACUGGUAACCCAUUAUACUGUAAUAUUGGUGCUUUCGAGUGCAAGAAUUUAUUGAUUUAUAAAUUGUAUACUGUAUACAAUAAUACUGUAUUACAUUUAAAGUUUAAUUCAAAUAAAAUUCAAAUGAAAACAUAGUUAAUUAAUUAAUA
Oppiella nova is the source of this 1537-nucleotide messenger RNA. The record is from the annotation of a GenBank genome assembly. Lineage: Eukaryota; Metazoa; Arthropoda; Arachnida; Sarcoptiformes; Oppiidae.